AUGCACUCCGAUGACUACGAGAAUGCAGCACAUCUGAGAUUUUUCAGCCCAGGAACUGCCAUGAGAGCUCAUCCAAUGGGUUCAUACCCGUUCAAACGCCCACCGUAUGUGCCAUCAAUGUCAAAUUUCCAUACCGAUAUCAUGGCAUACGAGAAAUGCUGCAAAUGGGCUGGUGCUUGUGAAUUCUAUUUUUGGCGACGACAAACCAGCGGAUGCCAAGAGUACAUUCCGCCGGUAGCAGGCAUUGCUUAUGGUGAUCCGCAUUUCGUCACCUACGAUGGAACUCGCUACACAUUCCAAGGAAAGGGUUACUAUAUCCUGACAAUGAGCAAAGAUCCACGACACGAUUUUCACGUACAGAUUCGCAUGGAACAACCACCUAAAACGGACUGGAAUCAAGAAGUUCAUGCUUCUGUGAUCACUGGAGUCGCAGCUCGUGAGAACCAAUCGGAUAUUGUCCAGGUGUUCGCUAGAAAGGAGUUUCGCAGAUGGCGUUAUCGAAUGGAUAUCGUGGUCAAUGGACAUUAUCGAUUUUUCGACACUCCUGAAUUGAAAUUGCAAAGGUUCAGAGGUGUCACAAUUCGAUCACCGGAGCGAAACCACAAUCAAUCGGAGAUUCAUGUGAUGUUCGAUUCUGGCGCUGGUAUCCGAGUAGCCGAGGCUCAUGGUGUACUGUCCGUGAUGACACUUCUACCACCGGAUUUCAAUGAGACUUAUGCGAAUUAUCGCGGUGCCACCUAUCCAGAUGCGGACGAUGGUGGAUGGUUCGGUCAGACAUCGUCAGCGCAAGAAGAGUUCAUUAGAACGAUCUCCUUAUCCCAGCCAUCUACGUUGCAAUAUGUAGCAGGUGGUCAGCGUUUCGUCACGGUAGGACUUCUUGGCACGUUCAAUGGAAAUCACUUGGAUGAUUUGAUGGCUCCAGACGGUCACAUCACAAUCGUAAGCCAUCCACCAACGGAACAGGACAAUAUGAAUGCUUACAAAUUUGGAUCAAGAUGUGAGUUUCCAUGA
Cooperia oncophora is the source of this 1011-nucleotide messenger RNA. NCBI's taxonomy places the organism in Eukaryota, Metazoa, Nematoda, Chromadorea, Rhabditida, Trichostrongylidae. The record is from the annotation of a GenBank genome assembly.